CGACGACUCUUAAUUUUUCGAAUUUUAUAACGACUCGAGAACAGAUUUCGUGUCCUCAAUCUCUGUUCAUUCAAUCUUCGAAGUGUCGUUACCUCUUGUCACGACGUGGAAACCACGAAAUCCUCGAUCUCCACCGUUAACAAAAGCCAUCGUCAUACGCCCGCCACUUCGGUCGAAUAUCAAACAUUAGGCCUAUUCCACACGGAUUUUUCGUUUUCCUUUUGCUCCAGGAAGUGAUAUCGAGGACAUGAUGUAUUCGACCCUUUUGACAUCGUGAUCGCUUGGGGAAUCCAUCAUGGCUGCGCAUCACACCACCGGCUCUGUCGCUGUCUCGAUAGCAUGCCUGGUGGCUGUGGCACUUCUUUCAAUCCCGGCCGGCUACAAGCUCGUCGCAAAACUGCGCGCGAAGAAGGAUCAAUAUCAACAUGUUUCUAGCCGGUACGAAGACAAAGAUGGUGUAGCUACCGAAGAGUCUGAAGAAGCCUUUUCCGAUCUCAUACCACGACUACUCCUAAUAUUAAUCUCGAUUGUGGCUUGUCUCGACGCUCUAGCUACAGCUGUCUUGACCACCACGCGCCCGGAUUUGUCUCUGACCAUCGAACAGUGGCUUCAAUUCGGGACAUGGUUGCUCGUGCUGUUCCAGGCUGUGGCUGUUUUUGUGACACCAUCAUCGUUGCAGCGCUACAACCUGGGAAUUUGCUCCGGGAUAUCGAGCUGCUUCAUCGCCGUUGCAGUAGCUGUUGAGAAUAUCUCAUUAUGGGCUUCUCAAGUCCGUCCACUUCCGAGAAAUGCUCAUCUUACGCUAUCAAUCAUUCAAUUCGUUGCAGGCAUACUCCUCGUCUUCGCAAGCCUUUCCAUUCCUCGGCGACCCGACGUCUACUAUAACGAGAGUGUCGUUGACCGUCAGAACACUGUGUCGGUGCUGGGGAAGUUCACCUUUUCUUGGCCGUCGUCGGUCCUGGCUUUCGCCGCAAAGAAUAAGGGCCUUGACUAUGACGACCUGCCCCAGAUCGACCACGAAAUUCGAUCGCGAGAGUUGAGAAGAAGGUUUGAAGCAGCCGGACAGAAGAACAAGCUUUGGAAAAGCAUCUUUUGGUCGCACAAGUGGGCAUUUAUUCAGCAGUGGACUUUCCAGGCAAUCUGCUCCUUCACGAACUUUCUGCCACAGAUCGCGCUUUACUUUAUUCUGCGUGCUCUCGAAGCUCGAGAUGAAGGUGCCAACCUCGGCAUGACUGCCUGGCUCCUAGUCAUUGGAUUGGGAGCAGCUGUCACCUUCUCCUCAUGGCUAGAAGCUUGGAUGUUCUUUGUCGUUUUUAUGAAACUCGCUGUCCCCGUCUACGAACAGCUCUCCGCCGUGGUGUUUGGUAAAGCAAUCAGACGAAAGGAUGUCAAAGGCGCAGGGAAGAAGCAAGAGCAGGCGGAAGGUAAUGGUGAAGCCUUGAAUGGCGAGAUUGUCGUCAACAAAAACGCCGGUCAGAAAGGAGAAGACCGCACCCCCGAGGGCGACGAGGACGAAGACGAAGACUUCCAGAAGUCUCGACAAAGCACGAUUAAUCUUGUUGGCGUUGAUUCGAAGAGAAUCGCAGACUUUGCGGCUUACAACUACAUCUUCCUCGGUUCGGCCAUCCAGCUUAUUUUUGCUUUCAGCUUUCUCUCGAAAUUGAUCGGGCCUAUCCCGUUACUUGCCGGUCUGGCAGCUCCAGCUAUCGUAACACCAAUCAACAUCAUUGCAGCAAAACGAUACGCAAAUGCGCAAGACAACCUGAUGAAGCAUCGUGAUCAGAAGAUGGCGGUCGUGACCGAAGCGUUGCAAGGCAUUCGGCAAAUCAAGUUCAGCGCUCUCGAACGAAACUGGUACGAAAAGAUCCUUGAGACGAGAAGAAAGGAGCUGAAAACCCAAUGGCAAGUUUUCGUCUAUGAUACGACUCUGAUCAGUAUCUGGAUCUUUGGACCUGUCAUGCUUGCUGCCAUCUCUCUUGCAACAUACGCUCUAAUCUACAAAGAAUUGACGGCAUCAGUGGCGUUCACGACCAUUUCAGUCUUUGAAGCAAUCGAGAUGACAUUAGCGGUCAUCCCGGAAAUGGUCACGGAUUUGCUUGAUGCUAUGGUCUCGGCAAACCGGGUCCAAGAGUAUCUUGAUGCCCCAGAACGGACGGAGUAUAGCAAGCCAGGUGACACUAUUUCGUUCAAGGAUGCCACCAUCGCUUGGCCAUCCGAUCGACCAGAAGAGGAGGACCAGCAAUUCACAUUGAGCAACCUCAACCUUUCAUUCCCCAAGAAGGAGUUAAGCGUGAUCUCAGGCCGCACCGGCUCUGGCAAGAGUUUAAUGCUUGCAUCCAUUAUCGGUGAGGCUGAAGUGCUCGCUGGGACUCUGACUGUGCCCAAGCCACCGCCAGCUGAUCAACGACACGAUGAGCUCGCCAACAAAGGUAACUGGAUCAUUGACUCCUCCGUCGCUUUUGUCGCGCAAAUACCCUGGAUAGAAAACGCCACUAUCCGCGAAAAUAUCCUAUUCGGCCUUCCGCUAGACAAUGAUCGGUACCAGAAAGCUCUUUCUGCAUGCGCACUUACCAAAGAUCUCGAAAUGCUCCAGGACGGCGAAUUAACCGACAUCGGUGCCAAUGGAAUCAAUCUCAGCGGCGGCCAGAAAUGGCGAGUCUCUUUCGCGCGAGCCUUGUACUCAAGAGCAGGGAUCCUCAUUCUCGAUGACAUCUUCUCCGCCGUCGACGCACAUGUCGGCCGCCAUCUCUUCGAACAGGCAUUGACCGGUGACCUUGGCCAGGGUCGCACAAGGAUCUUGGUCACGCACCACGUCGCCCUGUGCCUCCCCAGGACAAACUACAGCGUCCUCCUAUCGAACGGCACGGUCGAAGAAGCGGGCCGAACAGAAGACCUCCGGAGCACAGGCAAACUAAAUCAUAUCCUCGCCCAGGAUGUCGAAGUGCAAGAGGACGAGGAGCAAGUCGACCGCGAGCAAGCCCUGACUAUCGACGAUGGCGGCGGCCUGCAAAAGAUGUUCAGCAACCGGUCCCGCCGGAAGUCUGCGCUCAGCGAUGCCAACAUUGACGACGAGGAUCUGGCGCGUCGCCGCUCACACGCCGGACAACCUGGCGCAGACGAGGCGAAGAAGCCCAAGAAGUUCACCGACGACGAGAAGCGCGAGACGGGCGCGAUCAAGUUCCAAAUUUACGCCGCGUACAUCCGCGCCUGCGGAGGGUUCGGUUACUGGUUCUUCGUCCUCUUGAUCUUCGGCGUCUGGAUCGUCGUGUACCUCGCCCGGUCCUACUGGAUCAGCGUGUGGACGAGGUCGUAUCGGACCGAAUCCGAUCCAUUGUUCAUGCAGACCAAUCCCAAUGUCUUCGACAUCAGCCGCCUUGUGCAGCAACCACCUUCAUUCGGUGUGCGUGCGUAUCAGCACAUUUCCUCCGAACUGGCAAACACCGCGAUCGACCCCAACCUCCGGUACUAUUUGGGCGUGUACCUCGCCAUCUCGCUAGUAGCAUGGCUGAUCGGCACGGUACGCUAUUUCUACGUCUUCGUCGCCUCGAUCCGCGCGUCAAAGGUCCUGUUCGAGAACCUCGCGUUCGCCGUCCUGCGCGCACCGCUACGCUGGCUGGAUACGGUGCCCCUGGGCCGCAUUUUGAACAGGUUCACAUCCGAUUUCAACAUGCUCGACAGCCGGAUCAGCAUGGACUUGGGAUUCAUGCUGCACAACAUGAUGCACGUGCUGUCCGUCGUCAUUGCGGGCUUGUUUGUGUCGCCCUUCAUGAUCGUCUUCGCGGCCGCUCUGCUGGGCAUCUGCAUGUUCUACGCCAUCCGGUAUCUCGCGGGUGCACGGGAGGUCAAGAGGCUCGAAUCGAACGCCAAGUCCCCUGUGUUCGAGCAGUUCGGGUCGGUGCUCAUGGGGAUCGGGACGAUAAGAGCCUUCGACAAAUCCGACGCGUAUCUGGACAAGAUGUUCGCUCGCAUCGACCGGCACACUCGUGCAUAUUGGCAUCUGUGGCUGUUUAAUCGCUGGAUGGGCUGGCGGUUGAACAUGGUGGGUGCGGUGUUCGCGUGCGUGACGGCGGCGCUGAUUGUGAGUAUCACGACCAUCGACUCGAGUCUGGCCGGGUUCGCGCUGAGUUUUGCGCUGAGUCUGUCAGAAGGCGUCAUCUGGUUCCUUCGCCAAUACAGUAAUGUCGAGUUGGACAUGAAUGCCACGGAGAGAAUUGUCGAGUACUCGAACAUCAAGAUCGAGCAGCAGGGCGGCGUCGAUGCCCCCGCGGCCUGGCCGACUGAGGGCAACCUCGAGGUGCAGGAUCUGGUCGUUGCGUAUGCGGACGAUCUGCCGCCUGUGCUGAGGGGUCUGAGUUUCAGUGUCAAGAGGAAUCAGAGGGUUGGCGUGGUCGGCCGGACGGGCGCUGGCAAGUCGAGUCUCACGUUGGCUUUGUUCAGGUUCCUGGAGGCGAGGUCGGGCCGGAUACUGAUUGAUGGCGUGGAUAUCGCGAAGAUCAAGUUAUAUGAUCUACGGUCACGGUUGGCGAUCAUCCCGCAGGAUCCGGUGUUGUUUUCGGGGACGGUCCGAAGCAAUCUGGACGCCUUUGAUCAGCAUUCGGAUGAAGAGUUGAGGGAGGCGUUGGCGAGAGUGCAUUUGGUGUCGUCGGCUUCAAGUGGACCCAGUGGGAGUGUGACGCCCGUGGUUGAUGGAGACGGUGUGAGAGAUACGAACACGAACAUCUUCAAGUCGCUGUCGAGCAAGAUCUCCGAGGGAGGCUUGAAUCUGUCUCAGGGUCAGCGGCAGUUGCUGUGUCUGGCGCGAGCGAUCGUGUCGCGCCCGAAGAUCAUGGUUCUGGACGAGGCUACGAGUGCAGUCGAUAUGCAGACGGACGCCCUCAUCCAGCGGUCGAUCAGGGAAGAGUUCACGGACAGCACGUUGAUCGUCAUUGCGCAUCGGUUGAGUACGAUUGCGGAUUUCGAUCGGAUCUUGGUGCUUGGUGAGGGCAAGGUGCUCGAGUACGAUGAGCCGAAGAACUUGAUGGCCAAAGAGGGCGGAGUGUUCAAAGAGAUGGUGGAGAUGUCUGGCGAGAGGGCUGAGCUGGAGAAAAUCAUCGCAGGUGGCCAUGGUAGCGGUACAGAGAUGCAGAACGGCGGAGGAAGCUCGACUUAAAAAAGGCAUGAGAGAUGCUAUGCUGUCAGGGGAUAUCAAUUGUGCAUAGAGUGGAUGCGGAACAUGAGCCUCGUGGCUAGCAAAUAUUUAAGGUACAGGCGUUUUGACUGAGGACCAAGGUAGAAUGAAAAGUCGUUCGGCUCGUGCUUGGGGGAACAGGAAACAAGGCAUUGAGCUUUGUAUCAAAAGUUG
This is a messenger RNA of Exophiala xenobiotica, 5341 nucleotides long. RefSeq lists its product as uncharacterized. The transcript is spliced from 2 exons. Lineage: Eukaryota; Fungi; Ascomycota; Eurotiomycetes; Chaetothyriales; Herpotrichiellaceae. Gene Ontology annotation, biological process: transmembrane transport. Bases 296 to 5149 code for a protein of 1617 amino acids. Gene Ontology annotation, cellular component: membrane. Gene Ontology annotation, molecular function: ATP hydrolysis activity; ABC-type transporter activity; ATP binding. The record is from RefSeq and is a predicted model, not a curated record.